Messenger RNA from Lottia gigantea (owl limpet), 1521 nucleotides. RefSeq lists its product as hypothetical. The coding region runs from base 1 to 1380 and encodes 459 amino acids. The record is from RefSeq and is a predicted model, not a curated record. The transcript has 2 exons. Lineage: Eukaryota; Metazoa; Mollusca; Gastropoda; Lottiidae. Gene Ontology annotation, cellular component: axoneme; axonemal dynein complex. Gene Ontology annotation, biological process: regulation of cilium movement; axonemal dynein complex assembly; cilium-dependent cell motility.
AUGGUGAAGAUUAGACUGGAAACUGAUGUUCAAAUAUUAGAACAACAGUUACAACAGAUGAGAGCUACAUAUCAACUCAAUCAAGAAAAACUAGAAUAUAAUUUCCAAGUUUUAAAGAAACGAGACGAAGAAAAUGCUAUCACUAAAGCCCAGCAGAAAAGAAAAAUAACCAGAAUGCAGGAUGUUUUAAAUAGUUUAAGAAUCAAGUUAACAAAACAAGAGAAACAAUAUCGUGAUGAAAAUACACAGCUUACUGAAGACUAUAAAAGAAUUGCUGAACAGUUCCGUGAUUUACAGAAAAAAUCUAAACAUUUCAUGGCAACUGAUGCUAAGAAAUUUGCUGAUGUUUGGUGUAUGAAUGAAGAAGAAUGUAAAGAAAUGUUAAAUUCUGUUUUACAAUGUGAUGAAGUUAUACAUCAACAACAGUUAGGUCUGAAUUGGGAGACUCCUGAUAUAUCAUUCACAGAAAAUGUUGGUCCUCUUCAGUUAACAGAAGAACAUAAGAGUGGUGUUUCUGCUACCCAGGUAUUACAUGAAAUAAUGUCACAAACUGGUAGUCAAGCUGUUGAAGAAGCACCAGAUGAUGAAAAUGAAGAGAAACCAAAAGCUAACAUUUUCUCCAAAAUCUCAGCCCAUACAGUCAAAUCAGUGUUAGAAUUACUUUGUGAUGAAUCUGGAUUUUUAGUUGAGAAAAAGUUACAGAAAUUAUUGGCACCAUUAGAACAGGAUGAACAGUCCUUGAUGAAAUUAGAUGCCAUAUUUACAGCUCUGGGUGUAGAAUCAGAGGAAGAUAUCCAUAAAUUGACAACUUAUUUCAUGCAUCUGGUAGAGCGAUUGGAGAAAGAUGAAGAGAAUAUAAAAGAUGAAGGAACAGAAAAAGAAUUGGAGGAAGGAUCAACACAAGGUAAAGAGGAUGUGGAUGCAGAAAUUGAACAUUUAACAUCACAAGAAGAAGAUAAAAGAGAACAGGCAUCUAAAGAAUCUAUUCAACUCAUCCAUCCUAAUGAAGUAAUGAAAGCAUUGAGAGCAUUUGUAGAUGAUCAUCGUAAACCAACUAAAGAAAAAGGUCACAAGUCUCAGUUCCGUAUAGCAGAAUUAGAAUAUAGAGAUCCAUCAGAAGACUCUGAAUAUUGGGCUAAAUACACUGGUACAUUAAAUGGAGUAAAAGAACGAGUCUGGGAUGGUCUUAUUGAAGGUUUAGAUAAAUACAAUGAAACCUUACAGAGUAGAAGUAAUUUAAUAUUAGAAACAGAUGCAUUACGACAACAGAAUGCUGAAUUAAGAAUGUUGUUACAUCAAUAUGUGAACUCUAAAGUUAAUACUGAACUAGAAAUUCCUCCAACUCGUGUCUUACAAUUAGAAAUGAAUCCCCAGUAUUAACAAUCAUGUGAAUCUAUUUGCCAGCAUUAUUUAUGUCUUAUUAUUCUGUGAUAUGUGAUUUUAAUAUUGUUUAUUGUCUUGUUAAAUUAUGUGAAUAAUAUCUAAGAAGUAUUUUUAUAAUAUACUUCUAUCAAGAUUUAU